AGACGGUUGCCCGGGUAACGGCCGCGUCCACAGCUACAGCAACAGCCUAGCCAGUUAGCAUUAGCGCCUUAGUGUCUUAUUUACUUGUAUUUACAGCGUUUUUUCCGCUUUAUUACCCAUAAAUAACACUGUUCACUACGGCUGAGAGCUGCUCUGCUUCACAGAGAGGAUCAAUCUGCAGUUUAAAGAGCUCAGAUCUCAGAGCUGCUGUCUCUCGCGGUGUCAUCUCCAGCUCUCUGAUCCUGCAGGGAUGGAGGGGGAUGAUGACAGGAUGAAAGAGCAGCUGAGGCUCCAGCUCCAGGCCCUGCAGCAGCAGCAGGAGAACAGGCUGCAGAAGAGGCUGGAGGAACAGGGGCAGCAGGGGGGCCGGCCGGGGGUCGAUAAGCAGGACGGCUGGGAUCUCUCUGUGGAUGAUGCUGAUCUGGUGGAGCAGUUCAGUGGAAGGCUGCUGCGGAAUGAGAACGAGCAGCUACAGGAGGAGCUGAGGGAGCUCAGGGACCAGAACGGCCGCCUCCAUAAACUCCUCAGUGAGAAAGAGUUUGAGAUCAAACACCUGAAGAAGAAGAGAGAGGAGGACAGGCUGGCUUUAGUGGGCACGGCAGGCAUGGCGGGUGAUGCUGCAGCCACCAAGAUUGUGGAACUGUCUAAAAAGAAUCGAGAGUUUGCUGCUGAAAUCGAGCGGGAGAAAGCCAAAACCAAGCAAAUGAGCAACAGAGUGAAAGAACUAGAAAAAGAGCUGCAGAACUUUUCGUUACUGAGCUCUGAGCUGAAGGCUGGUCAGACGCUGGAGCUGAGGAACACAGAAGAGGAGGCCAGUCCACUGGUGAAGACCCUCCAGGAGAAGUUAUCCAGCGCCCAGUUUAAAAUGACGGAAUACCGCAACCAGAUACAGGCUGUCAAACAGGAGCUAAAGAUAGCCCACAAGGUUCUGAGCUGUGAGGUUGGUGAGGAUGUGAAUGUGCUGCAGCUGGUGAGCAGUACGGGGAGCUGGCGAGGCCGAGCUCAGCAGAUACUGGCCCUGCAGAACAGAGUGCGAGAUCUGGAACAGCAGCUAAGCUCCGCCUCCAGCAGGAAGAUGCCAGGUGACCUCAGCUUGGAGGAGGAGGGCAUGCUGGGAAAUGGAGUCCACCUGAGGAACCAAGAUAAGAACCACAGCUACAUCCGUUCCAUGGAGAGAGACAGGAAGGAGAUGCUGGAGAAGCUGAGUGCAGAUCAUGAUCUCCUGCUGAAUGAACUCUCAGACCUGAAGAAGAAGCUGGAGGCCAGCAAGGCCAGAAACCGCGUCCUCACCACCGAGCUCAGAUCUCUAAAAACUCAGAUCAGCACACUGCUGGACAAGGGCAAACACGACGACGAGCUGGUGGACGCACUGCUGAAGCAGCAGGCUCAGCUGCAGGCCAUGCUCGGACAGCUCGGCCAGAAGAAGAAGCUGCACCAGGAGGCCCAGCAGGGCCAGGGCGCGCAGCUGCACCAGGAGGCCCAGCACCACAGUGUCCUCGUCAAGCAGCUCAAACAGAUGGUUUCAGAAAGGGAGGCUAAAGUCCAGCAGCUGGAGCAGGAGAUCCAGCAGCUCGCGUUAAAGAAGCAGGAGAAUGGAGGUGAGACAGAGCUGAAGAGGAUGAGUAGCUCCGCCCCUUCUACUGCAAAAGAAGAAGCUGGCAGGAAGAGCAGUUCUGCCAGCAGAUCAGUCUCUAAACUUGGACAUAAACUCAUUGAGUCGGCUCCAGCACUGUCGCAUGGAACCAGCUCUGAUAUCAGAGAUUCCUCUGAAGCCUCCUGCUGUACAGAGUGUGCUGCUAAGCUGGCGUCUCUGCAGGCCCAGUGUCUGGAGUACAGGGCAUUGUACCAGGCUGCUAAUGUGGAGAGAGACAGGCUGCUGGAGCUGAACAAGCUGCAGGAGAGGAGUGUGGAGGAGGGGAAGAGGAGGUGUGUGGAGACUGAGCAGAAACUUCGGGAUGAGCGGCGCAGAUCUGUGCUUCUGGAACAGCAGCUGGAGAAGAUGAAGCUGGACUCAGAGAAAGGGUCCAGCUGGAGAGCGAACCGUAAUAAAACAGGCGUGUCUUACAGUGGAUUAAGUCUUACUGAGAAUCAAGAGUUCCUGACUUCCAGAAGAACGUCCGAGCCGAGACGAGACGCCUAACACACUCCGCACACAGUGACUCCGCACACAGCUUACUGUCCAGCAGGAGGAGCUGGAGGCUUUGGGAACGUCUGUGAGAGAAGAAGCUCUACAGAUCUGAGAUCAGCUGAGAUCAGCAGAGUUUAUCACAGGAGACUGAGCUCAGGACCAGUACUAACUCUACAGAACUACAGAUAUACAGUCUUCAGAUACUUUACCUUCUAGACUUUGGAUUUUCUGGGAUUCAUACAAGUGUCUGAAAGAAAUACAGUCGUCUUAAUUAUGCUUAAAUGUAAAUACAUAUAAUGAUAAUUAUAUUUAUUUUAUUUUAUUUAUGUAUGUGUCUAUUUCUAAUGUAUUUAUUCAUCAUAUAAGCUUACCUUUAUCAUUCCAUUCAUAUUAAUAAUACAGUGCAUUUCAUCGCUGUCCAAUGAAAAACACUUAUCUCCAAAACAGCAACUUUGCAGGAGAGAGAAAAAACCUUGUAAACUUUCAAUAGAAGUCAAUGUAAAAAGAGUUUAUUUCAGGUCAUUUUGAAGAGUUUCUAUUGGUCCGUUCAUCAAGAAAUUUUGGCACAGUGUAAGGGACAGUUUGUCUGUUCAAAUUAUGGAGUAAACUAAAAAUCGACAAAAAUGAAAAUAAGUGUUUUUCAUUGGACAGCGACGAUAUAGUAGAUACAGUACCAGUCACAGGUUUGGACACACCUUAAAUUCAGUGUUUUAUCAUUAUUUUAAAAUGUUCUGCAUCUGCAAAUCAUAUGGAAUUAUUUAUUAAACAAAAAAGGGUUAAACUGGA
Molecule: messenger RNA, 2914 nt
Organism: Astyanax mexicanus (Mexican tetra)
Lineage: Eukaryota; Metazoa; Chordata; Actinopteri; Characiformes; Acestrorhamphidae
Gene: ccdc13
Product: coiled-coil domain containing 13
Exons: 16
Coding region: 251-2140 (629 amino acids)
Biological process (GO): cytoplasmic microtubule organization; non-motile cilium assembly
Cellular component (GO): centriolar satellite
Source: RefSeq, a predicted model, not a curated record